GGAGAGGAAGGCCCCCAAGAUGGCGAUGCUGGCCGAGCCCCGUAGAAGACAGAAGUGGUCCGUGGAUCCACGAAACAGUGCCUGGAGUAAAGAUGAAUCUAAAUUUGGACAGAGGAUGCUGGAAAAGAUGGGCUGGUCCAAAGGAAAGGGUCUUGGAGCUCAGGAGCAAGGAAAUACAGAGCAUAUCAAGGUUCAAGUGAAAAACAACAUGCUGGGGUUAGGAGCAUCCAUCAAGUACGAGGACAGCUGGAUUGCUCAUCAGGAUGACUUCAACCAGCUCCUAGCUGAACUGAAUGAUUGCCAUGGACAGGGUGAAACAGAAUCCUCAGUGACUAAUCAGAAGAAGACAUUUAAUCUUGAGGAAAAAUCAAAAUCCUCUAAGAAGCGUGUCCAUUAUAUGAAGUUUGCAAAAGGUAAGGAUCUCUCGUUGCGCAGUGAGGAUGACCUGUCCUGCAUAUUUGGGAAGCGACAGAAGAGUAUGAAGACACAGAUUUGGUACUGUGAAAAUGAAUCAGUACAGAGAAUGUGCACAGGACUUCCAGGAGCCUUGGGAGAGACCCCAGGAGUACAAAUUAUUCCGACGAGGCUACCGAUGCUGAGUCUCAGGAAGAGAAGCAUGGAGGCUGCUGGCUCGCUGAGUCUACAGACAACAUCAAUACUGUGAAGAGUGUUCUCACUGUCCAGGAAUAUUUUGCCAAGCGCAUGGCAAAACUGAAAGGAUCCCAGAAUGAAGCAGAAACAAAGUUAGAUGGUUGCUGCCCCACAGCAGAAGCAGCCUUGGAGCUUUCAGAAGAACUGAAAACUAAAGCCAAGAAGAAAAAGAAGAAGCAGAAAAGAGAUGAGGCAGAGAAUACAGAGCAGUGUGAGAAGCCACAAGGGAAAAAGUGUAAGAUAAGUAGCUUGAAUGGGAAGGAACUGGAUGCUCCUUUAUAUGAAUGUCACUCGAGGAAAAAGAAAAGGAAACAUAGAGAGCAGCAUGAUGGGGAAAGUAUUAGUUGUGAUGAAAAUAUGGGUGAUGGAGAAACUUGUAUGGGAGUAUCUGAUGGGGAAGAUCUCAGCGUUGAGGACUCUGAGGCAAAGCAAAAGAAACGCCAUAAGAAGAAGCACAAAAAGCAGAAAGAGGAGACAGAGGAGUGCACUGAAGGGACGCAGAGAAAGAAAAAGAAGCACUGCAAGUAGGUUUAACUGUUUGUGAGUCACACUGAGACUGUGAGGUGAUUUGAACUUCAUCAUGCUGGAUGAGGAGCCUACGUAAGCACCAGCCAGACAUCCUGUUGUAAUUCAGUCCUGAGUACACCUGAGCUCUUCAUGCAACUGAAACCACAGACUGUGUUUAAAUAUACCUCUUACAGUGGGGCUGAGAACACUGUGACAGGCCAACAUGAGCUUCAGUGCCAUUUAAAAUGUAUCCACGUAUGGGGCCAAGACUUGCACAGCUACAAAUCAUAGGAUCGUAGAAUCACAGAGUGGCCUGGGUUGGAAAGGACCUCAAAGAUCAUGAAGCUCCAACCCCCCUACCACAGACACGGCCACCAACCUCCCCAUUUAAUACCAGACCGGGCUGCCCAGGGCCUCCUGGCCUUGAGCUCCUCCAGGGACAGGGCAUCCACAGCCUCUCUGGGCAGCUAUUCCAGCACCUCACCACUCUCUUGGCUACAAAGCAAAACCUGAUAAAGAAGAAAAGUCAUUAUGCUUUUUCAAUUUGGCAAACCUAAGGUUCACCUUUGAGGUUGUGCAGGAGCUGUGUUUUUACACAAGCACUACCUGUACCUCCUUCAGCCCGGAUUCACACUGGUGUGACUCCAUUUCAGAUAACAGUAAGCAAAGUCAGGGCUGGUUUUAACCACUGCACUUAGGGCAGCGGUAAAUGGCGACCUGCUGCUUCACAUUGACUGACAUCCUACUACUGCCUUUAUUAGUAAAGCCACCAUUGUUUUCUCUUCUGACAGCUCAACUCCUGAGAACAUAAGGGGUUUUGCAAAGCUGGAUGCAUUUUUUUUCACUGAUUUUUGCAAAGUUAUGUGUAACUUUUUCAUUGAUAUCCGUUUACAUACAAAAUGAAUGUUGUUUCUUCCCAAAAUACUUGAGUCCAAUUAAAGGAUUGUGCUUAAGUGUCAGUACUAAAGAAUGAAAUUAAAAACUCCCUUUGCUCCCUA
Messenger RNA from Gallus gallus (chicken), 2156 nucleotides. RefSeq names its product PIN2 (TERF1) interacting telomerase inhibitor 1 (gene PINX1). Lineage: Eukaryota; Metazoa; Chordata; Aves; Galliformes; Phasianidae. Gene Ontology annotation, molecular function: nucleic acid binding; telomerase inhibitor activity. The record is from RefSeq and is a predicted model, not a curated record. Gene Ontology annotation, cellular component: nucleolus. Gene Ontology annotation, biological process: regulation of ribosome biogenesis. Bases 20 to 664 code for a protein of 214 amino acids. The transcript has 8 exons.